AUGGCUGAAAAUGCAAACUUUAGCUCGAGACUUCUCAUUGACGAGAAGAGAAACAAAGUUGUGUUGGCUGAAGCAUGUCAAGAUUUCGUUGAUGUGCUCUACGGUCUUUUGACAUUCCCAAUAAGGACUAUUGCAAGGUUGCUGGAGAAGCAUCAGAAGCUACCUCAGGUCCUAGGUCGUUACAAGAAUCUCAACGCAAGUGUUAAAGAUAUGGUCGCUGAUGAUUUCCAGACCGAGGCUUGCAAAGUAUGUUGA
Thlaspi arvense is the source of this 255-nucleotide messenger RNA. NCBI's taxonomy places the organism in Eukaryota, Viridiplantae, Streptophyta, Magnoliopsida, Brassicales, Brassicaceae. The record is from the annotation of a GenBank genome assembly.